This is a messenger RNA of Ylistrum balloti, 4581 nucleotides long. RefSeq lists its product as uncharacterized. Gene Ontology annotation, cellular component: nucleus. Gene Ontology annotation, molecular function: STAT family protein binding. The coding region runs from base 593 to 2170 and encodes 525 amino acids. Gene Ontology annotation, biological process: protein dephosphorylation; negative regulation of transcription by RNA polymerase II. The transcript is spliced from 4 exons. The record is from RefSeq and is a predicted model, not a curated record. Lineage: Eukaryota; Metazoa; Mollusca; Bivalvia; Pectinida; Pectinidae.
GUCUACAACAAACUUGCAAUAUGUUUUUAUUUUCUUCAGAGGAAAGAAAGACUGUAAUCAAGUCAAAAUAAAACGAAAGAAGAUCAUCACAUAUCACCUAUAAAGAUUGAGAGAAAGAGGUUGGACCAAUCAGAACAUGUCUCCAUCAACAAACUCUACACUAGCAACCUGUUUUGGAUGAUGUAGCUGUGUUGCUCGUUAUUGAUGAUAUUAAAUGACCUACAGUCUACACAUAUCCUAAUUAACAUUAACAGAAAAAAGUUUUGCCAAUGUUUGUCAUUGCAACAAAUUUAUGUGAUAAGUAUGUGAUGUUGGCUGGAAGACUUUCAUCAGUUUUGAUGUUUUUCUUCCGCUUUGCCUGGCAAUCCAGAUUCACCCUACCAAGCAUCCUUGUAACAGCAUGGACACUUAACAUUCGAGUGAGAGUAGAGAUUGAAUUUCAAAAUGUAGGCUGAGAUAUAUCCAGAAAUUCAAUUGUUUAUUUUAUUGAUACAUUUGAAUGUAAGUUAUAGCUGACUGUCAUAAUGUAAUCACUUGAAAAUUUGUUUUUACUUCACAUUCCGUCCAAAGAAACUGUGAUAUUUUAGUUACAAUGAGUCGAGGUGUAAGAGACUUGCGUGACCUGAUAUGUGUUUCUCGCUUAACCUUUCGGGACAGUGAUGAUGAAGAGCCCCAAUUUCUCACUGACGAUGAAGUGGUAGCCAAAGAAUUUGAUCAGUUGUCAAUCAGUAGUUCUGACUCGGUGGGAGGGGUAGAAUCUACAAAUGGAGGGAGGCAUAUAUCCCCUGACUCUGGGUGUGUUACAAAUGGCAGCACACCUCCAGAAUUGCCAGUGGAGGAGGAUACACACUUAUCCACAACACCGGUUGUUGUUAAGUCUCCACCUGUCCCUACCAAAGUUGGCAGAACCAGAAGGAAGAAAAAGAGGGUUCACAAAGUACUAAGUACAGAACCCACUAGACAUGAACUACCAAAACCACCAAGAAUUCCUCCAUUGCGCUCACAAUAUAAAACAAACUUUAGUUCUGACAAUGAUUCAGAUGUAGACAUGGAGUCACAGCCUUUGCAGAGAUAUGGUUCACAGAUAGCCAAUUCUAGGAAGUCACAGGCACAGGGAAACUUUGAUGAAGUUCUGUGCUACAUGGAUGCUACUGUUGUCUCCAAUUGGUUGGAAAGAGCCAACAGGAUGGUAACAGAGAUAACAAGCUAUUGUAAUAGUGAAGACAACUUUGUAACAUUUGCACAUUUUUGGUUUUCUGGUUUUGAAGAUGUCCAGAAGAUUGAAUUGUUUGAUUUAGAACAUAGCAUUUUAGUUGAGGAAAUGAGCUUUGCGUUUGCUGUAGGAAAGGACCAGGGAAAAGUGAAUCAAAGAGACAUCAAUAACUUUAUUAGAGCCUUGUUCCGGGAAUAUCCUGACAAAUUGCUUAGUGCAAAGGGACCCAAUAUGUUCUUGAACCAUUUGGAUGUUCUGUCAUCACAGAAACAUACUCAGUAUAAAAAGUUGUUGUCAGAUGUCAAAUGUUCUACCAAAAACAAACAGUAUGCCCAGUGGAUACUGGCCACUCGUUCAUUUGCCUUAGUCAGUGUGUGGUCAGCAGUAGUGAACUUUUACCGCAACCUACUAGGGAAGGUAUCACCCCCAAGGCCACCCUCCAGUCGCCUGAGUGUAGAGGAGGACAUCAACCUAACCAGAUUAGGACAGGCCAUCAGACUGGGAUUUGUGGAUGUGGUGCACUACUACUUUACGGAAGGUCAUAUCAAGCCGCACUACAUUGAUACACAUGGCCGUACCUUCAUCUUUUCUGCUGUCAUGUACAACCAGUGUGAUGUGCUGCACUACCUCAUCAACAGGGUGAAGCCUGCAAUAGAUGUGAACCAGGCAGCAGACACUGGAAACACUCCUCUUCAUGCAGCAGCAAACACUGGCAAUAAUCGCCUGGUGGAGAUUCUGUUGCGAUGUCCCAACAUCAGCGUGAACUCGAUUAACCCCCAGUGUGAGGAUGCUACACCUCUUCACCUUGCAGUCAUGCAUGGUCACAAAACUGUUGUUGAAAUGCUUGUUAAGGCCAAAGCAGACUUGUCUCUGAAGAUGGGAGAAUUGAAAGCAGAGGACAUUGCUAAGCAGUUUGGUAGCUUUUCUACAUUAAAGGUGCUAAGAGAUUCCUGCUGACCUUAUUAGCAUGCUCAAUGCAUUAUGUGUCUUAUUGCCGAUAUGCCAAGCAUUUCAUGUAGUGUGAAAAAUCAGUGGUCCUCGGCAUUAUAUGUUGGUGACAAGAGAACAAGCAAUUGUUCACUCUUCAAUGUUUGUGGACAUUUUUAAAACACAAAGUGUGGAAGGAAAGCACUAUUUAUAACUUGUUUGUUGACAGUUUAUAUUUUGUCAGAAUUUUUGUAUCAUGACUGCCAUGUUUGCUAUAUUUCUGUACUUCAUUUCAUAGACAUAUUCAAUGAACUUACACAUAGACACAGAACAAUCAACAACCUAUCAUAUUCAAAAUAAUGUCUGAAACAACAGAUGAAAUCUAGUUUUACUGGAGAACUCGUUUAUUUAUAGAAAUCUUUGGAUUAAAUUUUUAAACAGAUUACAUUAUUGUACUGAGUGCCGACAAACUGUCAGUAAUAUCAAUAACUUUAUGAUAAUGUGCACUUGGAACUUAAUCUACAGAAAACAAAACAUUAACAUAUGAUAUAUUUUGGAUAGAUUCAUGUGCACUUGAUAAUGUUGUGGAUAUGAACAUAUUUUACUGAGGUAAUGUUGCGUUAUAGCAAUGAGAAUUUUAGAAUGACUUGAUAAUUAGGAUGUUUUGAAGGACUGUGUGAGUUCCAUGAAUAUUUGAUGUUCUUAACAUGUAAAUAGAUCAUACACUAAGUAUUUAUUCUGUCACAGAGUGUAGCACAGCCCUCUGUCACAGAGUGUAGUACCGCUCUCUGUCACAGAGUUUAGUACAGCUCUCUGUCACUGUGUGUAGUACCGCUCUCUGUCACAGAGUGUAGUAACGCUCUCUGUCACAGAGUGUAGUACAGCCCUCUGUCACUGAGUGUAGUACAGCUCUCUGUCACAGAGUGUAGUACAGCCCUCUGUCACAGUGUGUAGUACAGCCCUCUGUCACAGAGUGUAGUACCGCUCUCUGUUUUUAAUCAUUUAAGAAAUUUGCAUUCCACUGUUUCUGAUUCAGAAUCAGUGAGAUGCAUUACAUUAUAACAAUAGUCAUUUUGUGUGCAUUGUAAUUCUUAAAACUUCAUCCCUCUCUUAAGUAAAUGCCCAAUUCCAGAACCAGAUUCAUCAGAAUGGAGACACAUGACAACAAAUUUAUUCAAAAGCAAAUCGGUCAGCUUAACGCAUUUAAAAUGCACAUAUUAAACCUUGGAGCUUUAGAAAGCAUUGCAUAAUCAUUUUUCAUCAACAAGAGUCAUAAUGUAUUGUACCUGGUAGUUUUUAGUAAAUCUGAAUUAAAACAGACCAUAUCUGGUAUGAAAUGCCUUUGAUACCUUGAAUUAUAUAUUGAUCUGUUACAGUUAUAUUUACAAACAAUGUUUUGUUUCCUACAUAUAUAUUCUUAACAUUGAUAUAAAAUGUAUGGAAAGUUUUCUGACAUUUCUCAAACCAUGGUGACCUCAUUUUAUCAUAAUUUCAUACCUACCACUGACUGAUCAAAUUUAGAAAAAAAAUCUUAAUAUAAUUUAUUAACUUUGAAAAGAAUUUGUUUUCUGAAUACAUGAUGUGAAACAGCAUUGGUGCUUUGUGUGCUUUAUUGUCAUAAUAUUCGGAUGGAAGUAAAUAUUUAUUUUCAACUUACUGUGCUUACAUGUUUUAGAUAUUGAAUUCAUAUACUAAACAAAUUUGGCAGAAAGAUAAUGAAAAUACAUUGUACACUCUAAUAUUGUUUGUUAGAUGAAAGAUAUUGUCAGAAAUAACUGGUAAAAUAAUUACCAAUGAAGUUUUGAAAAAUGCAAGGAUGCAUUUACAUUAAAAUGAAGGAAUGUAAUAAAGCUCACUACACUUAACCCACAUAAGUUCUGGGUUGAAAAUCGCUUUUAAACUAUUUUUGCAUCCAUUUAUACAGUAAGGGGAGAGUCAUAUGCAAUUAAUCUUUCGUGUGAUUGGUCUUGGUAAGUCAGAAUAUUAUGUAAUUAGAGGAUAUAACUUACUGUUUGGAGAAAUCAUACUAUUAUUUUUUUGCCCUGCAAGUAAUUUUGAGGAAACAAUAAAAGUGUAGUUGCACUAUAGACCUCACAGAUCCCAAGUGGUACUGUGUUAGCACUAGUCAGCUGAUUUCAGACAUACAUGUAUGUAAUCACUGAGAUUUGUUGAAGCCCAUCAAACCACAGGGGCAUGUCAAAAUAGAUUUUCAAAUUUAGAUUUGCUUCAAAGAUUUACAGAGUCAGUGAUUUGUGGUUUGGGUAGAUUUGAACUUUAAAGUCUAUUGCCACAUGUCUUUGUGAUGAAACUCUUACUGUUUUGAGGAAUACAGGUACAUCAUGUAUGUACUCCUUAUCUUUUAGCUUCUGUGAUAUAUCGAUUGUAAAACUGCUCCAGGAGACAAGAAUUCUUUUAUAUAAUAAAGUGUUUGUUAUAUUGAU